This is a messenger RNA of Cuscuta europaea, 2565 nucleotides long. The record is from the annotation of a GenBank genome assembly. NCBI's taxonomy places the organism in Eukaryota, Viridiplantae, Streptophyta, Magnoliopsida, Solanales, Convolvulaceae.
GCGCCGUUGCCGGGGAGUGGCACGGUUGUUUGUUAAGUACUUUCUGUGGAAUAGGUAAAAGUAAGUCGGUGAGACUUUCUAUUUCUUUUCUGUUAUUUGUUUUUGUUUUUGGUGUUCUUUGCACGUGAACUAAGCUGCAGGAACCAGUGCAUGCACACUCGCUCCUUGGGGGAACAAGAUUUAAUUGCAGGUUAUUCGGAUCCUGAACGCUUAUUCCGAGGAAGAGCUAAAAGGCGGUUGCUAGAAGACUUAAACAAAAUGGCCGAUGAGACAACUCUGGAGAAGUUGACGCCUAACUAUGUGGCGAGAAAUAGCAUUGGUGCACCCACCAUUGAGGCCAACAAUUUUGAAAUCAAGCCGGCCAUGAUGCAGAUGCUUGCUAAUAAUCCAUUCUGUGGAUACACCCAUGAAGAUCCAAUGGAACAUAUUGAGAGCUUUAUUCAGACAUGUGCCACAUUCAAAUACAAUGGGGUAUCCAGCGAGGCAGUGAGGUUGACCUUAUUUCCAUUCUCGUUGAGAGACAAGGCAUCGCGGUGGCUCCGUAGCUUUCCAACGGGCAUUUUGAUACAUGGGAGAAGCUUCAUCAGGCAUUUAUACAGGAGUACUUUCCUCCCUCUGCCGCUAUCAAAGUUCAGACAGAAAUUCUCAACUUCACUCAAGCUCCGACCGAGACUUUCAGUGAAGCAUGGGAUAGGCUUAAGACGCUGAGAAGGAAGUGUCCAGAAACAUUCAUGAAUUCAGCAACCAUUAUGUGCAGAUUUUAUAAUGGUCUUCGGCUGGAGUAUAUGAGAGAAAUAGACCGGGCAUCUCAGGGGGGUAUGUUUCUAAAAUUGUCCCCAGAGGCAGAAGAGCACAUAAUAGAGAAUUUGGCUUCAAAUGAUAAAUAUUGGUACGCGGGCAAGGAGAGAGCUCAAAAUCCACCUGGUCUGCUCAAUUUAGAUCCCAUCACUGCACUCACAGCGAAGAUCGAGGGACUGGCAGUGGAUGUCAAAGACUUGAAGGCACAGACCUCUCAGCAGCAACAUGUCCACAAUAUUGGGGCAUAUCAGCCCUCUUAUCCUAUGUAUUCUGCCCCACUUCCCGUUCGAGCAAGUUAUCCAAGUCCAACUGGCCAAGAACUAGCUUUAUCUUGCGAAAUGUGCAUGGGAGCUCACCUCACUCACACCUGUCCUCUUUAUGUUCAGAAUCAGGCAACUCCAGUGGUCCGUGAUGUGAAUUUCAUGGAAUACGGUCAAGGCCAGAGAGCUGGUGGGCAGUUUUUCAACAAUCAAGUUCAGAGAGGAAACUUUCAGCAAGGAGGAGGCUCGUGGAGACCUGAAAAUCAGAAUCAGGGGCAGCGGAAUGCUCCCAAUUACCAAGCAAAUUUUCAGAAUAGAGGCAAUCCAAAUCAGCCCACUUAUGUCCCGCCUCACCAAAGACAGCUUGAACCACCUCCGAUAAAUGCAGCGCUAGAGAAAACAGUGGCUGAAUUAGCCAAAAAUCAAGCAGAGAUGCACCAGCGUUUCAGAACCUAGAAGCUCUUAUCCGCCAGCUUGGUUCAGUUGCUCCUAGAGAACCAGGCAGCCUUCCGAGUUCAACAGAACCCAAUCCAAGGGAGCAAGUGCAGGCCGUUACACUACGCAGCGGGAAGACCCUUACAGAAGUUAAUACUCCACCAUUGCCUCAACAAAAUGAUGACCAACGGCAUCAAGAGCCGAAAUCCCAGGAGGUUGAAGAAGAACCAGUGGAUGUCCCUAUUCCUUCCAGGAGUAAUGAAGCUCAGAAAGAAGAUUCUCUGAAGAAAGAGAAGAGUAAGACGACUCCACCUCUCCCGUUCCCUACACGGGUGAAGAGAAGUAAUGAUAACACGAACCUGAUUAGAUUUAUGGAGCAUCUGAAGCAGCUUCAUAUUAAUGUCCCAUUCAUAGAAGCUUUGACGGAGAUGCCGAGGUACGCAAAAUUUCUGAAGGAUCUCCUCACGAAAAAGAGGAGGUGGGAAGAGCCGGAAGUGGUGGAUCUUAAUGCGGAAUGUUCAGCAGUUGUUCUGAAGACUAUGCCUCCGAAGCUAAAAGACCCAGGGAGUUUUACUGUACCUUGUUCUAUUGAAAAUUUUAUGUUUAAUAAUGCCUUAGCUGAUUUAGGAGCUAGCAUCAACCUGAUGCCUUCCUCUGUGGUCAUGAAACUUGGCUUGGGUGAACUAAAGCCCACUCGUAUGAGCCUUCAGCUAGCGGACCGAUCGGUGAAAUACCCGAAAGGAAUUCUAGAGGAUGUAUUAGUACGAGUGGACAAGUUCAUAUUCCCUGUCGAUUUUGUGGUCAUGGACAUGGAGGAAGAUCGUGAGACUCCACUUAUUUUAGGGAGGCCCUUUCUGGCUACUGCUAAGGCCCUUGUCGAUGUUGCUGCUGGUUCACUUUCUCUGAGAGUUGGGGACGAUGUGUGCACUUUUAAACUCUCAGAGGUGAUGAGUAAGGCCUCAGACCCCGCUGAAUCGUGCCAUUAUCUUGAUAUGUUUGAGUCAGUGGAGGGGUAUUUAUUUGGAGGCGAUAGUGAUAUUACCCCACCUGUUAGUGACAUUCAUUAUGUGGG